Cornus florida is the source of this 1966-nucleotide messenger RNA. RefSeq names its product bZIP transcription factor 16-like. Gene Ontology annotation, molecular function: DNA-binding transcription factor activity; sequence-specific DNA binding. The record is from RefSeq and is a predicted model, not a curated record. Lineage: Eukaryota; Viridiplantae; Streptophyta; Magnoliopsida; Cornales; Cornaceae. Gene Ontology annotation, cellular component: nucleus. Bases 411 to 1625 code for a protein of 404 amino acids. Gene Ontology annotation, biological process: regulation of DNA-templated transcription. The transcript has 13 exons.
GCCGUCAGAGUAGACAAUUCAAUCAUCAAUGAUUUGAAAACCACGAGAUUUGGUCUUCGGAGCUGAUUGGGGAUUUUUUUUCCGCUCUCUGUGCAAAUCAUCCAGACAGCGACGCACCUUACGACGAUCUCACAGCCUCCGAAAUCCCUAACUUUCUCUAUCUAAACUUUGGCAUUUUUUAAAAUUUCGUCUGUGGAUUUCUCAAUUCGCCCCUAGGUUUGUCGCCGGAUUGAUCAAAGUCUCUGUAAUCGUUAUUCGGCAUCGCCUCUGAAUCAGUGUUUUAGUAGCUGUGCAAGCUCUGGGUCGACUCAGUGAUUCAGAUUUCGGUUUUACUUCAGCGAGUUCAUGUCGUCUUUUGUGGUAAUUGAGGAUGGUUUGAUGAAUUUUUGAGUUGGUGGUGUAAUUGAAUCAUGGGAAGUGGUGAGAUGGACAAACCCACGAAAGAGAUGAAGGAGACAAAGGAGUCGAAGACACCUACAACACAGGAGCAGUCUUCGACUACAAGCACUGGCACUGUUAAUCCAGAGUGGUCUGGUUUCCAGGCAUACUCUCCUAUGCCUCCCCAUGGGUUCUUGGCAUCGAGUCCUCAAGCCCACCCCUACAUGUGGGGAGUUCAGCAUCUUAUGCCGCCCUAUGGUACGCCGCCACACCCAUAUAUUGCAAUGUAUCCCCAUGGUGGGAUGUAUGCUCACCCAUCUAUGCCUCCAGGAUCUUAUCCUUUCAGUCCUUUUGCUAUGCCUUCUCCUAAUGGCAUUGCUGAUGCUUCUGUUAGUGCACCUGGCAGCAUGGAAAUGGAUGCCAAGUUAUCUGAGGGGAAGGAAAAACUGCCCAUCAAGAGAUCUAAAGGAAGUUUGGGCAGUUUGAAUAUGAUUACUGGCAAAGAUAAUGAACCGGGCAAAACCUCAGGUGCAUCUGGUAAUGGGGUCUAUUCUAAAAGUGCUGAAAGUGCAAGUGAUGGGUCAAGCGAAGGAAGUGAUGCAAAUUCUCAAAAUGACUCGCAAAUGAAAUCAGGAUGCAGGCAAGAUUCUUUGGAAGCCGAAACAUCACAAAAUGGCAGGGCUGGGCAUGGUUCUCAGAAUGGAGGUCCAAACAUACCUCAUACGAUGGUGAACCAAACAGUGUCCAUCGUGCCAGCAGGUGUUUCUGGUCCCGCCACAAACUUGAAUAUUGGUAUGGACUACUGGGGUGCUGCAACUUCACCCACUCUUCCUGCUCUGCGUGGAAAGGUACCUUCUGCUCCAGUUGCAGGGGGAAUGGUCACUGCUGGAUCACGGGAAAGUGUUCAAUCACAGCUUUGGCUACAGGAUGAAAGAGAGCUUAAAAGACAGAGAAGGAAGCAGUCCAACAGAGAAUCCGCUCGCAGAUCGAGGUUGCGAAAGCAGGCAGAAUGUGAUGAGCUGGCCCAACGUGCCGAAGCCUUGAAGGAUGAAAAUGCAACUCUUAGAUCAGAAUUGAGUCGCAUUAGGAGCGAGUAUGAUCAGCUUCUUGCACAGAACGCUUCUCUUAAGGAGAGACUUGGAGAAGUUCCUGGGCAAGACGACUCUAGGCCCGGCAGGCUUGACCAACGUUUGGGCAAUGACACUCAACAGUCUGGGCAAACAGAGCUUGUGCAGGGUGGUCAAUGAAGUUCCAGCUGCCUUGCUGCUCAAUGAUUUCAAGGGCUUAACCUAACUUAUUAAUAUCAGGAAGUCCUUUUACUUAACAUGUAGUUUUGAAUUCGAUAAAGCUGACCCUUUGUUAGUCUCAGGAUAUGUUUAUCUAUUUCCAUAGUAUCUGGCCUAUCUUUUAAAGGUCUAGAACCCAGGUGUUAUGUAGAGCUGCUUCCGUGUUGUUCACUUAAUUUUCAUUUAAAAUGGGUAGUAUUUGGUUUAUUUAAACAAUGUAUUAAUAGCGGUUGAUGAAUAUGCUAUACUGAGAGAUUGAAUAGACUAUGAAAUUCUGGAUGUGAUGUACAAUUUUUUAUGCU